CAUUUCCCAAUUUUUAUAUUAUGUUUCUACUGGACAUUUCCUGCUGUUUAUUAUUGUUGUGAAAAUGGUUUGUGAAAAAUGUCAAAAGAAGCUUGGGAAAGUUAUUACACCUGAUCCAUGGAAAUCAGGGGCCAGAAAUACAACAGAAAGCGGAGGAAGAGUGGUCAAUGAAAACAAAGCUUUGACAUCAAAGAAAAACAGGUUUACUCCAUACCAGACUUUCACUAAAUGCAGGAUUUGUAAGUCUUCUGUACAUCAAUCUGGCUCACAUUAUUGUCAAGGAUGUGCCUACAAGAAAGGAAUAUGUGCCAUGUGUGGCAAGAAGAUCAUUGAGACCAAGAACUACAGACAAACAUCAGUUUGAAAGAAAAGGACAGUUUACAGAGCAUAGAAUGAAAAGAAUUAUUGGAGGGAUAAUUCUACAAACAUAUUUUUUUUUUAAAAUGUCUGUCUAUAUUGUUUGUGAAUAAUUUUCAUCACUGUAUGAGCACUUUUUGAAAUAUUAAUGUGUUUUAAAACGUGUAUUAAGCAAUCGUCAUUUUAAAAAAAAAAUAUUAAGUCAAAUAUGUAAGAUAGACGUGAACAUUUAGUCUUGAUCAUGUUUUCACACAAGAUUAGAUCAAAGAACUUUGGGUGAAAAAUAUUGUGCUGUUAAUAAGAAAAAGGUGAUAAGAAUCACAGAUAAGAGUUUUCAUGUAUCAUAUUCUCAUUUUGAAUCAUUGUGAAUGUACCAGUGGUCUAAAUUUAAUUUUUCAAUAAUGUCAGUUAUUAUGAAAGAUAAAGAAACAAGAAACUCAACAUUGCUUCAAUUGACUGUUAGGAUAAAUUUAAAUUGAGCCAUGGUUUGUCUAAACUUUUGUUUGAUUUCGGAGAACGAAUCAUUAAAAGUUGUAAAAAAUUAACAUACUAGGCUCAGAAGAAAUUUUAUAAUUUAUAUGUAAUUUAUAGAUAAAUUGUCUUAGAAAUAUUGGGAUUUAUGAGAAAGAUUGUAAUAUAAGAAAUGGUUAUCAAGAGUUUUUAAGUGUAUAUAUUUGUAUAAAGAUGUCAUAAAAUAUGUGUAAGUUUUUAUAAAUAAACAU
Messenger RNA from Magallana angulata, 1079 nucleotides. Its product is annotated as cysteine-rich PDZ-binding protein-like. The transcript has 6 exons. Gene Ontology annotation, biological process: cytoplasmic microtubule organization. Gene Ontology annotation, cellular component: dendrite. Gene Ontology annotation, molecular function: microtubule binding; PDZ domain binding. The record is from RefSeq and is a predicted model, not a curated record. NCBI's taxonomy places the organism in Eukaryota, Metazoa, Mollusca, Bivalvia, Ostreida, Ostreidae. Bases 65 to 364 code for a protein of 99 amino acids.